UUAAGGAUUGGAGGGAGGGGGCUGGGGGGGGCUGCAGGCUCCACCCCUUGCAGAGAUUAUAAAUAGGUAGGCUGGGCUUCGGGUUCUGUGAUGGUCUUCAAACCUUCUGAGAGCUGCGGACCCGAAGAAAACUUACCGCAGAGGACAUUGGCUGGAUACCUCUAGAUCUACCUUAAGACUUGAGAACUAGAUUGGGACCAUGGGGACAACGAAGGUGACCCCGUCUCUGGUGUUCUCUGUGUCUGUUGCCGCCAUCGGCUCUUUCCAGUUUGGCUACAAUACCGGAGUCAUCAAUGCACCUGAGAUAAUCCUAAGGGACUUUCUUAACUACACUUUGGAAGAGCGACUAGAAACCCUACCAUCCGAGGGGCUGCUGACAACCCUCUGGUCCUUAUGUGUGGCCAUCUUCUCUGUUGGUGGCAUGAUUGGCUCUUUUUCUGUUGGACUGUUUGUCAACCGCUUUGGCAGACGCAACUCUAUGCUUAUAGUCAACUUGCUGGCCAUCGUUGCGGGCUGCCUUAUGGGAUUUGCCAAGAUAGCGGAGUCUGUUGAAAUGCUGAUCCUGGGCCGCUUGCUUAUUGGCAUCUUCUGUGGGCUCUGCACGGGCUUUGUGCCUAUGUACAUUGGCGAGGUGUCUCCCACUGCCCUUCGGGGCGCAUUUGGCACGCUGAACCAGCUGGGCAUCGUUAUUGGGAUUCUGGUGGCUCAGGUCUUUGGUUUGGACUUUAUCCUGGGCUCUGAAGAACUAUGGCCUGGGCUACUGGGCUUAACCGUCAUCCCGGCUCUCCUACAAAGUGCAGCCCUUCCAUUCUGCCCUGAGAGUCCGAGAUUCUUGCUCAUUAACAGAAAGGAGGAAGACCAAGCUACGGAGAUCCUCCAGCGGUUGUGGGGCACCCAGGAUGUGGUCCAUGAGAUCCAGGAGAUGAAAGAGGAGAGUGUCAAGAUGUCACAGGAGAAGCAAGUCACUGUGCUAGAGCUCUUCAGGUCACCUAACUACAUCCAGCCCCUUCUCAUCUCCAUUGUCCUCCAGCUGUCUCAGCAGUUUUCCGGGAUCAAUGCUGUGUUCUAUUACUCAACAGGAAUCUUCAAGGAUGCGGGUGUCCAGGAGCCGAUCUAUGCCACGAUCGGAGCGGGUGUGGUUAACACUAUCUUCACUGUAGUUUCUCUGUUUCUGGUGGAGAAGGCAGGGAGGAGAACGCUGCACAUGAUAGGCCUGGGCGGCAUGGCUGUUUGUUCCGUUUUCAUGACGAUUUCUUUGUUGCUAAAGGAUGACUAUGAAGCCAUGAGCUUUGUCUGUAUUGUGGCUAUCUUGGUCUACGUGGCUUUCUUUGAGAUUGGACCUGGCCCCAUUCCCUGGUUUAUUGUGGCUGAACUCUUCAGCCAGGGGCCCCGCCCAGCUGCCGUUGCAGUGGCUGGCUGUUCUAACUGGACCUCCAACUUUUUGGUUGGAAUGUUCUUCCCCUCGGCUGCAGCCUACUUGGGAGCCUACGUUUUUAUCAUCUUCGCUGCCUUCCUCGUUUUCUUCCUAAUCUUCACCUUCUUCAAAGUCCCGGAGACCAAAGGCAGAACUUUCGAGGAAAUUGCCCGGGCCUUCGAGGGGCAGGCGCAGUCUGGGAAAGCCCCUGCUGGUGUGGAGUUGAACAGCAUGCAGCCUGUCAAGGAGACCCCUGGCAAUGCCUGAGCCGGACCUCCUCCUUCACCUCCCUCCACUGUGGACAGCAACCUCCCCUGAAGUGGGGAGACCUCAUCAAGAUGAACCAGGACUGCUUCUGAGUGCUGCUACUCUCACCCUACACACUCCAUGAAACUCAGCUGCACCCAAUGCUGGGGUUGGUCGGAUUGCCAAUGGCUUUUAAGUGUUUGAUUUGGGGGAUACUUAAAACUUCUCUUGUAAUCAGGAAAGACCAAUUAAGCCUACCUUCAUAUCGGGAGGGAAGGGGCCGCAGCUCCCCUUAGGUUCUAAAACCCGCUCACUAGGACAACUAGGGAGUAGGAGUGGGGUACAGCCCCGCCCCCACCACCACCUUAGCUUACCAGGAAAAAGAUCUUCAUACCCAGUGUGGAGGGCCCUGGGGAUUGAACAAGAGAGCUCUCCUCACUUGAUACAGCUCUGCACAGCAAAGUAACUUGACUUUUAUUUAUUUUAUCUUCAGGUUGAAUUGCAUAAAUACUUAUUUUUUUAAGUGUAAUUUUACCAAAUAAUGAGACAGUAACGAAAUUGAGGUUGGAGGGAGGUGUUUAAAGAGAGAUUCUGGAGGAAAAGUUUGGUGCUGGAGAGAGAGGGUACAACAAGGAGGAGGAUGGAUGUUACUGGUGGCCUGUGAGCUACCUUUGUAGCUGGAGGGAGACUAUCCCUUGUUAUUUCUCAGAAGAACGAGUGCCUGUACUAAAAGACCCUGGCUUUCUGUGGGCCUUUGCUUUUAAGAUUAUAGUUUUUAGGUAGUGUUACUAAAAUCUAGGCUUGUUACUAAAGUGGGCUUUGUAGUUAGUGGUAGUGAUGGAUUUUUGUGUUACAUGAAGUCCAGAAAAGGGAGGGCUCGCUGCAAGCCUCUCCUUUCCCUGGACCAAAACACCCUCUCUGUCCUGUGAACUUGCCUUCUCUUUUCUGUUGGUCACCAGCGAGUAAGCCAUAAGGAUGAGAGACACAAAGAUAGUAGUUCUUGAGAGGCAUUAUUUUUUUUUUCAACUUGGUUUUUUAAGAGAUUUUAUGUGUUGAUUUGUUUUGGUUUAAAGGGAUUCGUAGCUAACUUGGAUUUUGUUACUUCAGCUCUGGGAGAGAAUUUUUGCUGAUUUGACUAUUAAUUACCUGAUUUGAGUGAGUACGUUGUUGCUCUGGAGUCCUGGCAUGCCAGCCUAUGUCUGUUACAGUCUCAGACUGCCCUUGUUUCCGAGUUCUGUGCUAUAUUGUGCUACAUACCCAAGGGGCCUUGACUCCACUACACAUACAAGAGACAAUGUGUGUGAGUGUGCAGUGUGGUCCACACUUGGGGACAUGAAUGUCCGUGCACUGUCACUUUGCUCUGGGCGUGAAAGUCCCUGGUCCCUCGCCCCUGUAGCUUUAUUUUUUGAUUGACUACUGGAACUCACCCCUGUGUACAGAAGCCACACUGCCUCUGCUGGGUGGCAUUUGCACCCAGGAUCAGAAGCCACUCAUUGGGUUCCCUGUCCCUGUUGGAGAGGGGUGCUUCCUUGAAGUCUGAGGAUGGAAGGCUCACUCCAGCUAGGAGGCACAGUGGAAAGGUGUGAGGUUUUGGUAUGUUGAGAGCAUUGCCAAGAUUCCCUCCUGCCAUAGGUCACAGACACCUUCCCAACUGUCCCCUCCUCCACUUCCAUAAAUGGAAACAACCCUGAUGGCCCUUGCCCCUUUUCCAUAGGUCACUGGAUCCCACUAUCCUUCCUCGGUGCUUACACAUUUCAGACCCUUUAGGCAAACCCUUAUGUAGAGCAGUAUCUCAGUACUCAGUUUUAGUGCUCACUCGCCACUCCCUGUGGCCAUUGAGAGUUUGGCUUUAAAAACUCACAUUGCUAUGGAAAGAAAGGGGCUUUGCUGGGAAAGGUGACUCCUCUAACUUAACCUCUUCUGGUUGGCAGUAAUGCUGGGUGGAGUUUUUACAUUUGCCAAUGGCCAGCUUGUGAAUAUCUUCAUAUAUACUUUCUAUUAAUGUUACUGUAGUUUCUGUUUUGAAAUAAAAGAACUUCUGAAUGUA
Molecule: messenger RNA, 3707 nt
Organism: Grammomys surdaster
Lineage: Eukaryota; Metazoa; Chordata; Mammalia; Rodentia; Muridae
Product: solute carrier family 2, facilitated glucose transporter member 3
Exons: 10
Coding region: 200-1681 (493 amino acids)
Biological process (GO): D-glucose transmembrane transport
Cellular component (GO): membrane
Source: RefSeq, a predicted model, not a curated record